CUCAAAGCCCUGGAACAGAACACCUGGGUGCACCUCGCAUGUCACGGCAAGCAGGACCACGACCAGCCGUACAAUCCCCAUUUCGUCAUGAAGGACGCACCUCUCACGCUGCUCGACAUCAUGGAGAAAGACAUUCCGCAUGGUGAAUUCGCGUUCUUAUCAGCGUGUCAUACUGCCGUCGGCGAUAAGGAGACGCCCGACGAAGUCAUCCAUCUCACAGCUGGACUUCAGUUUUCAGGGUUCAAGAGCGUCAUUGGCACGCUGUGGGAGGUU
Suillus clintonianus is the source of this 273-nucleotide messenger RNA. RefSeq names its product CHAT domain-containing protein. The record is from RefSeq and is a predicted model, not a curated record. The annotation marks the transcript as partial. Lineage: Eukaryota; Fungi; Basidiomycota; Agaricomycetes; Boletales; Suillaceae. The transcript has a single exon.